GGUGUGCACACAGCCAGAGCGCACAGAAGACACGGCUGACCGCCACCGCCGCCAAGGGACCACACUCUCCUCCUCCAUCUGGACACAAAACUCUUUUUACGCAGUGACUCUGUUUCUACACUUUAUCCCGGAAACGCUUCUGAGCGCUUUGUUUCGACCUUUUGUGUCUCCAGUUUUCUUCCCCGCCUCGCGUCAAACAAUUAGAUCCGUUCACACAGUUGUUUGAGCAAGUUUUCAGCACCACGGGCAGAGCGGACAGCGCCGCAGCAUGGAGCCCUACACGGUCGCCGGAGAGCAGCUCUCCCUGUCCGACCUUUACUCCGUGAUCCCCUUCAAUGUGACCUUCGAGAGCGGCUUGGUGGACGACAGGCUGCAGAACUCCACCGAGCAGCAGACUCCGGUGAGGAGCACCGGGGGCAUGAUCAUAGCCAUAUCCAUCACGGCGCUCUACUCCGUUAUAUGCGUGGUCGGACUUCUGGGCAACGUCCUCGUCAUGUACGGGGUGGUCAGAUACACUAAGAUGAAGACUGCCACAAACAUCUACAUCUUCAACUUGGCUCUUGCUGACGCCUUGGCCACCAGCACGCUGCCCUUCCAGAGCGCCAAAUACCUCAUGAACAACUGGCCAUUUGGGGAAGUCCUGUGCAAGCUCAUUAUUGCCAUCGACUAUUACAACAUGUUCACAAGCAUCUUCACCCUGACGAUGAUGAGCGUGGAUCGCUACAUCGCCGUGUGCCACCCGGUCAGGGCGCUGGAGUUUCGGACGCCUGUCAAGGCUAAGAUGAUCAACGUGCUCAUCUGGGUCCUGUCCUCAGCGAUUGGCGUUCCCAUUAUGAUCAUGGCUGUGACCAAAGUGGCAGAAAAUGGUAAAACCACAUGCAUGCUGAAAUUCCCUGACCCUGACUGGUACUGGGACACUGUGACUAAGAUCUGCGUCUUCAUCUUUGCUUUUGUGGUUCCUGUGAUGGUCAUCACCAUAUGUUAUGGCCUGAUGAUCCUGCGUCUGAGGAGCGUCCGUUUGCUCUCUGGUUCUAAGGAGAAAGAUCGCAACAUGCGCCGCAUCACCCGUAUGGUCCUGGUAGUGGUGGCAGCCUUUAUCAUCUGCUGGACCCCCAUUCACAUAUUUAUCAUCGUGAAGACCAUGGUGGCGAUCGACACCAGGAAUCCCUUUGUGAUAGCUAGCUGGCACCUGUGCAUCGCCUUGGGCUACACCAACAGCAGCCUCAACCCCGUCCUCUACGCAUUUUUGGAUGAAAACUUUAAGCGAUGCUUCAGGGAUUUCUGCCUCCCCUGUCGGACCCGUGUGGAGCAGAACAGUCUGAUGAGUGGCCGAAACACCACCAGGGAGCCGGUGUCCGUGUGCGCUCCAACAGAAGCAGCGAAGAAGCCGGCAUGACUAGGCAUGGACUGGGUCCCCCACAGCUCUCGCUCGAGGAGGAUUCAACAAGAUCUGCAAUCAGAGGUCACCCAGAUCUCCACAACAGAGUUUUAAGAGAUCUUUGCAGGAAACAAUUUGACAGAAUCCUAUUGCUUAUUCUCUCCAAUUUGGCUGACAUACUGGGCAUUCAAAGGAAAAGCUCAAGCUGAUGGAUAACAAGUUUCACUCUAAUCUUACUUUUGUUUUAAAGUUUUUUCCUCUGAAGUUUUUUUCUCACAGAAAAUGUGAUGCCUUACAAAGGCACACUGAUAAUGAUGGCCCAAAGAGAAUAUCCAAAUCUAAAGGCAAGAAUAUGAAACAGAACUUCCCCGCCUCAUGAUUUAGAGUUUGAGAGUAGAGAACAUUUUGAUGAUGCAAGAAAAGACAAAAAAAAAAAAAACGCCUGCAGAUUUCUGACUUAUCAAGUAAAGAAUGCAUUGUUCAAACGCCACACAUCAUGGUACUGUAAUAGAACAGAGGACAAAAGUUUCAAACAAUGGCCUUUUUUGAUUCAAACAUUGUCACUUCAUCUAAGAAAUAUUUGCAGAAACUUGAAGAAAUGGUUGAGAUUUUGGUGAGUUUUUUGUGGUGAUUAAAAUCUGCAUCAGAAAGAAAAGUUCUUCACUUUUAACAUCAACAGAAAAUAAGUGAGCCUUACAGAACAGAACCACUCAACUGAUACCCACCGACAGCUGGAUGAUGAAUUACCGCAUAGUUUGUUGCACAACACGGUCAACCCCUCUCUACACAGACAAGUCUUGUUUGAUUUUCUGUAUGAUUCAGCAAACUUUUUGGGAGUCUCUUUUUUGUCAGUUUUUAUGCAAAAGGAGACACUUGCCGCUAGUUUUCUCCAUGUAGACCGAUAUAAAAUUCUGCCACCAUCAACUAUGUUGAAAGCGGAAUUUGGUCCUCUGUGUUCCCUGGAUUUAACAAAGCCUGUCAUAAAGGACAAGAACUCAUAACCAAGCCUGGUUUAUAUGGCUUCUUGCUCAGAUCGAAAAAGCAAGAAUAGCUUCAAACCACUGAUGCUUGGAUGUCUGUGGGCUUCUUUUCUGCUCUCCUACUUGACUUUCAUGGGCAUUGUCAAUCUUGCACAAAGCCUCUGACCAGAAUCACUGAAGAAUGAUAAACCUGCCACUGCAGAACACUGUUGGCAACCACAACACUUCACUCAGCUUACUGCUAUGUUGUUUAAACCAGAUAUAAAGUAAAGGAAAAAGGCGCAAGUUGGACUGAGAGCAGGUGCAUCACAAUGCUGAAAGAGACACCUGUCCUGAUGUCAACAAAUGACUCCAAGGAGAUUAUUGAUAUACGUUUUAAAUUAGAAAAAUGUCUGUCAUCUGUCACAUUGAAUAUCUGUGACACAGACACUGAAUGGCAUUAACCAGCGCAGUAAAUCAUUCAGGGUAAUUUAUGUACCCCAACAGAUCCUGACACCAAUCAAAUUGGAGACAUCAAUCAAUGGAUACCAUAAAGUUAAUGACCAUUUCAUCCUUGCAUACCAGAGGAGGUAUGUCAGAGGUAAUACUAAUAAUAUUAAUAAUCCUGAUUUUAUUGGAAUUUGUUCCCAUGUUGAAAGUUUUUCAAGGCCAAAUACGGUAUAUGUUGACAUGUAAACAUGUAAGAAUAUUGCAUAGUUUUGAUUGGCGUUGGAAUGUGAAGUCGGCUUUAUGACAAAUGAGGUUAAUUCAAAACUGACAGAACACAUGCUGGCCAGGUAUUAAUCAUAGAGGGUAAAUAAAGGAAAUUUUAAAAAAACAACAAAUGUGAAUUUGUAGAUAAUUUAAAGCUUUUGCAUUUGAACACAUUUGGCUUCAGCCACAGUUAAAAUGAUCAUGAGGUGCCUGUGAUUCUGUACGCUUUCUUUCCACUUUGGAUCUUGAUAUUUCAUCACCAUGCUUUUGAUUCAUGUGGCUCUAAAUGAAAAGGAGCACAGCAAAAAGGGUGUAAAGACAAUAGUCCAAUGCUUGGAAAUGAAUUUCUGCUGUUUACAGAUUUAGCAGCUGCCUAAAGGUUAACUGUAGAUUUCCCCACAGACUGAGAGAGACAUUAAAUAUUGACUAUUCUGUGUGCAGCAGGAGAUGGACAUUUUUGCUGUGUGAUCCAUUCCUGCAUAUUUUCUUACAGUGAGUGUCGAUUUAAAGUGUUGUGUACUGUAUAUACCUGCUCUGCUUAGCUUUGACCAAGUGCUGCGUCUGUCGGGUGUGCAGAAUGUUUCUCAGCUGCCAUUAUUUUUGUAAAAUCAAGUUUAAUGAGGGCAGAAUGUACAGAAUUAGUUUUAAAAAAAAAAAAAAGAAUGACGUGCAAGUUAUUAUAUUUUGACACUAACAAUACAUCGAUAGAUUAAAAUUAGAGUAAUGAAUCAUGUGAAUUCUGGGUAUGAUUAAAGGUAAAAUUUACACUACUGUUCAAAAGUUUGGGGUCACCCUGGCAAGUUCAUGUUUUCCAUGAAAACUCAAUUAGUCUGUUAGCAUGAUUAGCUAGCACAAUAUACCAUAAGACCACAGGAGUGAUGGUUGCUGGAAAUGGGCCUCUGUACCCCUAUGUCGAUAUUCUAUUAAAAAUCAGCUGUUUCCAGCUAGAACAGUCAUUUAACACAUUAACAAUGUCUAGACUCUAUUUCUGAUUAAUUUAAUGUUAUCUUCAUUGUCUUUUUACAAAAAAAAUAAGGACAUUUCUAAGUGACCCCAAACUUUGGAAUGGUAGUAUGUGUGUCAUUUUAUCACGUGAACGACUGACUAAAAAUGUUUGUCUUCACAUUGUACAUUUGUAUUCUUUUAGAGGCAGUGAGUUUCUAUUGGUAGAUAUAGUGCAAAAAACCUGUUGCCCUUUUGUCUAUGUGACCGAGUCUAAAAGGAACAGUGGGCAGCGUUACACCACCUCAUCACACAAUGUGACAGUGAUAAAGUGAGGGUAUCCAAGCGUAACCGACCAAUUCUGGUCAUCUAAUGUUGCCUUAUUGGUUGUGGGGAUUACGAGCUUUACUGGCAACCAUUUGGAUCCCCGGGGAUCACAGCUCUAAACUCUGUCUGCUGCAGCUCCCUGUUGUCCUCUGACCUCCACUAUCAGCAAAUAUGGACAAACUAAAAGUUAUCAAAGAAGCGGUAAGGUUAAAGUGUUUCUCAGAUUCCCUUAAAUGUGUGUUUUCCUCAGCAGCUUACAAAAUAAAUUGCAAUUUGCGAAGCAAUCAAGCAGUACUCCAUUAAAAAUAAUUACCAAAUUUGCCACUGUAAUGAGCUUUAAUUAGUGAAAGUAAACAGCAAAAAUGAAAAUCAAAAUGAAAUAGCUGACCAAACGACAUCAAAUUCGCUCACACCAAAUUAAUGAGAUGUUAAUUUACUAAUCAGGAUCAAAGAACCGUAAAUAAUUUGAUGACUAAACAGCAAACAAAGGCCAAAUCUGCUGUAGAACUGUGAACAGUAGGAUGGUACAACCUGAACAACUGAAAUACAACAGAACCCCCUACAGAGACAAAUACUGUCUCAGUGUCUGUGCACUUUCAUGUGUCCAAAGACCACACUCAGGACCAGGAUGAUAGUCUUUCCUCUAUGAUGCUGUGAAUUGUACAAACAGGGAUAAUGGCAUACAUUUUCAGGCAGGCUUUCCUUGAGGCAUUUGUGGUGUUGCGCUCGGUUACUAACACAAAAAAUGAAAUAAGUGUUGGUGUUAGUAUGAAAAAAGAGCUUCAUUCGCAAUAGAGUGUAGGCUAACUGUGAUUUUGUUGGUUUUGGGCAGCGUGAAAUUGUCAAUUUCAGACUGUCGUUGCAACAUCUGAAAGAAGGGCGAUCCAACAAACGCUUCAUUUGAAGCGUACUAAGACCUUUACUCAUGUAACUGCAAAGCAUGUUACUUUGACACAUGGUAGAUUUCGGUUUACAGUGGAUUCAUUUCAACAAAGCUAUGACGCUGCCCUCACCAAGCCAAUACAGGUUUGAAAAACAGCCAACACUGUCUCUACAGAAUGACAUUCCUAUGCAUCUAAAGUGCAUUCUGAAAUACAUUUUGAGAGGAAGGUUAUUUCAUUGUGAAAUAAACGUAAUUUGUCAUCUGUGACAUCGCAGGAAAGAUGGACAGUUUGAAAGAGCCACUAGAUCUGCAGCAGGACGUAGAAUGAGAAGAGAGAUUGUCAGCCAGAAGAUCAAGGUUCAUGUACUCUGAUGGAUGAAAGACCAUCAGUCUCAGACUAAGGUUUUGUUUUCUGCCAUGUUUUACUUUUGGUUUUUACUAACCUUCUGCUUAGGUUGAGAAAAAUAACAGGUUUUUUUUUAUUUUUUUUUUUUUAUACACAUUCUUACAAGCUUGUUUAAGGAAAAUUACUUGGUUAAGGCUGGAAUAUACUUUCCGCACGAACGAGCCGCGCGGAAAUCAGCUGCACGGAAAUCCGUGCGAGAGAACUAUUACCUGAUGAUUAUUUGUUGACAUCAUCCAUCAGUGUGAUCCUUGACAUCCAGAUUUGUUGCAUUCUGUUAAUUAAGUUUCUAAAGACUGCAGCAUAUGGGACAGGGAAAGAUGAGGGAAAUGAGGUGGAGCUACACAUGCUGAGCAGAAUUUCUAGUGUUUGUUAAGAAAUGCUACUAAAAAAGUCAAAUUUAGUUGAUGGCCCCUUUAAUCUUCUUUCUUUCCUUUUUUUGUACACUUGUAACCUAAAAUGCAUUAGUAUCAUUUGCUCUUUUCUCAUUUUUCUAUUCGGUAUACAACUGCUUAACACUGUAAACAGAAUCCUGAAAAGUCUGUGUGAAUAGAAAUAAUUGUACAUUUGUGCAAGAUGCUAAUUUGUUGUAUUUCCACUGACUGCAGUGCAGUGUGUGAGGCAAUUGUGCUGACCAUACUUGGUUCUCUUCCAGUUCUUUUGCAGUGUUAACAUAUUAUUUCUUAGCUUCUUCUGGUGCAAAUGUUGUAUGAAACAUUUCUAAUACAGCAGCUGUGUUUCGAGCAUAACUUUAACUGUUGGCAAAAAAAAAGAAAAUAAAAUGAAGCUGAGAGAAAACUG
This is a messenger RNA of Amphiprion ocellaris (clown anemonefish), 6407 nucleotides long. RefSeq names its product opioid receptor, delta 1a (gene oprd1a). The coding region runs from base 269 to 1396 and encodes 375 amino acids. The record is from RefSeq and is a predicted model, not a curated record. Gene Ontology annotation, cellular component: membrane; neuron projection. Lineage: Eukaryota; Metazoa; Chordata; Actinopteri; Pomacentridae. Gene Ontology annotation, biological process: neuropeptide signaling pathway; G protein-coupled opioid receptor signaling pathway. The transcript has 3 exons. Gene Ontology annotation, molecular function: neuropeptide binding; G protein-coupled enkephalin receptor activity.